Molecule: messenger RNA, 819 nt
Organism: Hymenoscyphus albidus
Lineage: Eukaryota; Fungi; Ascomycota; Leotiomycetes; Helotiales; Helotiaceae
Source: the annotation of a GenBank genome assembly
AUGUCCCCUCUCUUCGGCCCCCUAACCCUCUCCCUUGCCGACCCCCAAACCGAAACCUCCCGAACCUUAUUCUCCCACUUCCUCUGGAACGCCUCCAUUCUCCUGGCCGAGUAUUUAGAAGAAGGACCCUUCCCCCUCUUCUCCGUGUCCUCAAAAUCCGUCGUCGAACUCGGAGCCGGCACCGGAUUAGCAGGUAUGCUAGCGAACCUCACAGGAGCACAGAGAACAGUAAUCACCGACUACCCCGCGGAAGAAGUGCUGACCAACAUCCGGAAAAAUGUCUCUGAGAAUUUAGUUAAUAGGAAAGAAGGGAAAGGGAAGGGAUUUAGGGAUGGUGGGAGUGGGAGUAUCUCAGUUGAAGGCCAUGAAUGGGGAGUUCUCGAUACGGAUUUUGCAGAAGGGAAUAAGGGGUCUUUUGAGAGGGUGUUGGUAGCGGAUUGUUUAUGGAUGCCAUGGCAACACUCGAAUCUUCGGAAGAGCAUCGCUUGGUUCCUUGCUCCUGCUAUUUCCCCUGCUAAUACCCAGGGAAAGGAUGCGAGAUAUCUCCCACCGUCGGAUGAGAAUCCUUAUACUCCGAAUCAAGGGGGUCUCGCGUAUGUGAUUGCGGGAUUCCAUACGGGACGGGCGAAGAUGGCUCCGUUCUUUGACGUGAAGGGUAUGAGAGGGGAUGGAUUGGUGGUGGAGAGGAUCUGGGAGAGGAAUGCGGAGGGGAGGGAGAGGGAGUGGAGGGUUGAUAGGGGGGAGGAGGAUAAGGAUGUUACGGCUAGGAAACGGUGGUUGGUUGUUGUGGUUGUGAGACGGCUUUUGGAUGGGGAGUGA